Molecule: messenger RNA, 1357 nt
Organism: Pteronotus mesoamericanus
Lineage: Eukaryota; Metazoa; Chordata; Mammalia; Chiroptera; Mormoopidae
Gene: MYOZ2
Product: myozenin 2
Exons: 8
Coding region: 402-1196 (264 amino acids)
Cellular component (GO): Z disc; actin cytoskeleton
Molecular function (GO): FATZ binding; telethonin binding; actin binding
Source: RefSeq, a predicted model, not a curated record
UCCAAAGGCCUCUGGACCAGACGGAGCCAGGGCUCCGUUCCACCCCCGUAUCUGUCAGGACAGACAGUAACCAGAGACCAGGAAGCUAUCCGAGGGACGCACGAGGAGCUUAAACACUAAGGCACAAGGGUUUCAAGUGUGAUUGAACAAUAAAAUCAAGAAGAUAUGAGUAGCUGAAGUAUUCGGUGCUAUAUAUAGUCGGUUGAUGUCAGCUGGAGGCCAGUCUUUUCAGAAAGGCUCAGUCCCCUGAUUGAGUCAGAGCGAGGGACCAUGCCGUCUGAGGCUCAAGGAUAAAGACCGCCGGGCCCCCGAGCCACCCACUCCCCACUCUGGUCUCUCCGCCGCACCGCGGGGCUCGAGCUGCCGGGAAGCGCCGUCCGAGAGCAAGGGCACCGAGAGCGAUGCUGUCGCACAGCGCCAUGGUGAAGCAGAGGAAGCAGCAGGCGUCCGCCAUCGCGAAGGAGGUCCAUGGACAUGACGUGGAUGGCAUGGACCUGGGCAAAAAGGUCAGCGUCCCCAGGGACAUCAUGCUGGAAGAACUGUCCCAUCUCAGCAACCGCGGGGCCCGGCUGUUUAAGAUGCGGCAGCGACGAUCUGACAAAUACACGUUUGAAAAUUUCCAGUACGAGUCGAAAGCACAGAUCAAUUCCAGCCUCACCGUGCAGAACGGGAAGAUGGACGGCAGCCCCGUGGCGGGCGGUUCGCAGCAAGCCCCCUUCACCCCCCCCAAUAGCCCGGAUCCGAGGAGCACCCCGAAUCCCGAAAGCAUCGCGCCAGGAUAUUCUGGGCCCCUGAAGGAAAUUCCUCCUGAGAGAUUCAACACCACAGCUGUCCCCAAGUACUACCAGUCGCCCUGGGAGCAGGCCAUCGGCAGUGAUCCGGAGCUUUUGGAGGCUCUAUACCCUAAGCUGUUCAAGCCGGAAGGAAAGGCAGAGCUGCCCGAUUACAGGAGCUUCAACAGAGUCGCCACCCCAUUUGGAGGUUUUGAAAAAGCAUCCAAAAUGGUUAAAUUCAAGGUUCCAGAUUUUGAGCUACUACUUCUAACCGAUUCCAGGUUCAUGGCCUUUGAAAACCCUCUUUCUGGCAGACGGUCCUUUAACAGGACUCCUAAGGGGUGGGUCUCAGAGAAUAUUCCUAUAGUGAUCACAACGGAGCCCGCGGAGGACGCCCCUGUGCCGGAAUCAGAGGACCUGUGAGCGGGAGGGGCGCCGCGAGCGCCCAGAGCCCCCGGCGCGGAGGUCGCUGUCUGGGCUUCCACCUCCUGGCAACGCCGCCCACUCUCUUCAUCAGUAGCGAUAGUUUACUAGACAUUUAGUGCUUUUCCUUUGACAGCAUUUAAUUUCAACCUCAGCUCAAA